AUGUGUGGUAAAUGUAUAUUUCGAAGGAUGAAUGACUUCUUAUAGCAAAGAAUAUAAUAUUAUCAUAAUUAUGUGAAUAGUAUUUCAACAAACAUAAUACAGUUCCCAUGAAGUUCUGUUUUAUGUACAUUCUAUUAUCUUUUAUUUAAUAUGAUUUUACAUCUUUAAUAUGUGAAAGCAAAACGAGUAUUAUAGGACAAAUAUGUCGAGACAAAAAAUGGGUCUCAGUCAGUGACGAUCUUCUUUUGAAAUAAAAAAAAAUUAAAAAAAAAAAACAGAUCGACACAGAUCGACACAAACGUAUUCCAAAUCAUGUACAUGGAACAUAUACAUGUACCAGAAGUUACAUUUAAAACAUGAUGUGCGCAUAGUGUGUGUUAAUUUCAGGUUGGACCCACAUACGGUCGGAAAAUGAUGACAGGCCAUUUAUCAAGCAAAGGAAUCAACGUGUCUGAGGCUAGAGUUGGUAAAGCAUUAGCGACAGUUAAUCCUCGCUACCAUCAUUUACGACAGCAGGGAUCACGAAACUUUAAUCCUGUUCCAUAUCAGGCUGAUCAUUUUGGACAUAAAAUCCAUCUUGAUCAAAAUGAAAAACUUGUGAUGUUUGGUGUUACACAUGUUAUAGCUGUGGACGGUUACAGUGGUAAAAUUGUUGGAUACACGUCCAUGCCAGUUAAGAAUAAUAUUACUAUUUACGAAGACGUGUACAGAUCAGCAGUGUUAAAGUAUGGGAUGUGGGAUCAAAUGAGAGUUGAUCAUGGCAAAGAAUUCUUCCUCUGUCUAUACAUGCAAGAAAAAAAUGAACAAUACCGUAACCGCAGAGAAUAUCAACCUUAUUGUCAGACCACAUCUAUCAAAAAUCACAGAGUUGAAAGAUUGUGGGUUGAGAUAAAUAACAGACUAAACUUUCCAAUUAAAAGAGCAAUUGUUCAGAUUGUAAACAAUAACAGGAUCGAUUUGGAUGAUGAUAUAGUAAAGUAUUGUGUUUCAUCUUUAUUGUUAAACUUGUGUCGCAUCGGAUUGAAAACAGUAGUCGAGUCAUGGAACGCACAUCCAAUUCCAGGAAAGGGGAAGCCGAACGAGUUAGCUUUUCUAAAAGCACACACAGGUGAUAUUCCUCCGGAAUUGCUUCCAUCUGGUCGAGAUGCAGCAGAGAGCUAUAUGCAUGAUAUUGGAUCAAGCUUAAAGAUUCCUAGGGAUUUUGCCCCCAAUCCUUUUUAUACAGAAGAUGAUAUGCUGGAAUGUGAAAACACCUUGAAAAUGAGAUAUCCAAAUCUUCAAGUUUUAAUUAGUGAAUGUUUGAAUAACAAUGACAAACCUUUACAAGAUGCAGCAGAGUAUAUAAUACAAAUAACAAAAAACAUACUGUCAAGGUAAACAGGAAAGUACUUUUUGGACGCAUUAAAUAAGUACAAAUUGCACAUUCUAAAGUAUUUAUUGAAAUACAAGAAUAAAUGCAAGAUAAAAAUAAUGGACAUUGAUCAACAAUGUUACAUGAAACAUGAUGCUAUCAUUAAUAAAUUGUUGUCUACAUUUGUUGAAAUAAAAUUGAACAAAUACAAUUAUAGAAAAGACAGAAAGUUCAUUUUGCUUACUUUUUCUUUAAUUAUCAUCAUUUUCAACUUCUCUGAGAUACGGAUUAAGGCGUCAAAUUAUUUUACCUGAUAAUGUGACAGGAGAACACACUUAUAAUGUAAUGCAUUGCUUUAAGAGAGUAAAUGCAAAUAAAAAAAAACACCUACUCUAUCCCAUUCAGAUUUUCACAGAGUCUACUAGUUUUUGGAAAAAAUUAAUCAAAAUUUUAGCUGUAACUCAAAAUAUGCACAAUUUAAUUUAAGGGUUUCUUUAAUCCAGUUUGACAUACCCCAAUUUUUUGAUAAUGUAAUUUCAUCCACAAAUUUACUAUUUAAUGUUCAAAAUAUAAAGAUAUAGAUUCAGAAUAUGUUGGAAACACUUGUUAUACACUAUCCACACUAUAUGAAGAACAAUAACUGUGUCCCAAACAAAUGUUUACCUAAUAUCUUUAGCUGGUACAACAGUACAUGUAUGUGUUGUGUUUUUUUGGGGUAUUUUUUAUAAAAUACUCAACAAUGUUUUGAAUUGCAAUUAACAAACCAUAUAUUUACAAACAAUUACAAGAUUUGAAGAGCGCCUCCUGCUUUAUAUGUAAUACACAUGUUGCAUAUUGUUAUGUUUCUGAGUUAUUUUUGUACCGUGAAUGCGCAGUCUGCUUAGAGUGCUGCAUGAUAUGUUGUUUUCCCACAUUAGUUAUUUUUUUUAUAAGGUAAAUGAUAUUUACAAAUAACCAUAAAGGUAAAUUUAUAUGUUUAUAAAGGAAAAUCAGUGUUUUUUUUUAUUCUUUCUGAAUAAAUUACAUCUGUAAAAUAUACAAUUAUUUAAAAAUUAUUACAAACAGAAAAAAAUAUAUUAGUUAACCAGGGUUGGCAAAGUAUUACGCGCUCCAGAAAAUCACGGGCUGGGCAAUACUCCUAGAAAUGGGUUAUACUGGGCAUUAUGAUUUUUUACACUCAUUUCAACACAAAUAGUAAAGACUUGUUGUAGAUUCAUAGUAUUAUAGCUAAAUGUAUAAUUUUAUACAGAUAACCAUUGACAGACUGAGUAAUUUCUAGAAAAUUCAAUUUCAUUCUCUUUUCCACAAAUUCUAUGUAGGCAAACUACAAGCUUUGCACAUUUUAGGAUACCUAGCGUUGUUUCAACAAUCCAAACUUUGAAAAAAAAUGCAUUUUAUUGGAGUGGUUAAGUGAAUUGUACAUUUGAAUUCACGCGGCAAUAUAUGCAAUCAUAUCGCCAAAUAAACACCCUACUGGGUUUUGUCAUUAACAUUUAUAGAAAUGAAAAGGCUGAUUAUUGUUAUAUAAACAUAUCUGUGUUCUAAUCUGAAUAAUUAGUUAUCAAUUAUUUAAUAUUAAUUUUUCUUACAUACAAUUAUUAGUAAUUCGCAAUAUUAGUUAUAUAUUUGAAGAAAAAAAAAUCAAUUCCUUUGACCAAUCCAGACAGAAGUGUGAUUUAAAGACUUAUUGGAGAAUUAUUGAGAAAUGCUUUUUCCAUUUAUAUGUCUAAUGCAUCUUCAUGGACAUGUGUCUCAUAGUUGCUAGAAUAAUAAUUUGAAGUUUCUCAGAUGUAUACACUUGUACAUGAAAUGUAAGACUCUCACACAAGUACAGUUAUUUAUGAAUCAAUUUUUUUUAAAGAUAUAGGCCAGUAUAUCAUAUUACCCAGUAUUUCUCAGUAAAACUUAGUACAACCUGGGUUUUCUAAUUAUUUCCCACUGGACUUGGCAAUUCACAAAACCCGGGAUUUUUGCCACCCCUGCCAUUCACCUAUGGCAAAUAUACGUUGCCCUCAAUGAGCGUUAGGUAAAUAAACAAAUAUAAUGUUUUUAGUAUAUAACUAGUCUGAUACUCAGUGUUUACAAAAAUAAAAAUAAAGGUUACAACCAAUUGUUA
Mytilus californianus (California mussel) is the source of this 3467-nucleotide messenger RNA. RefSeq lists its product as uncharacterized. Gene Ontology annotation, molecular function: nucleic acid binding. The record is from RefSeq and is a predicted model, not a curated record. NCBI's taxonomy places the organism in Eukaryota, Metazoa, Mollusca, Bivalvia, Mytilida, Mytilidae. Bases 412 to 1377 code for a protein of 321 amino acids. The transcript has 5 exons.